Molecule: messenger RNA, 1316 nt
Organism: Drosophila navojoa
Lineage: Eukaryota; Metazoa; Arthropoda; Insecta; Diptera; Drosophilidae
Source: RefSeq, a predicted model, not a curated record
GGGAGGAGCUUCAACCAUGGGUGGCGGCAGCGUGCUGGGAGGUCACGGCACACUGAUGAGCACGGCGGGCAUGAGCAAUAGUACGGUUGGCGGCGGCGGUAUGUCUGGCAUGGGAGCUCCUCCUGGCAGCUUGUUACAAGGCGGUGGCGCCAAUGGCGGCGCCCCUGGCACUGUCUACGGCAAUGUCAAUGGCGGCGGUGGUGUGGGUGGUGUUGGUGGUGUUGGCGGUGGUGUGGGCGCCGGUCAGAGCACAGCGCCCGGUUCGGUCAUCGAUUCACGAGCCGUCUCUGUGGUGGUCACACUGCCUGGCGGACCUGGCUCUCAGCAUCCGGGGCAGGCAUUGAGCGACUACGGUCCCAUAUAGUUAAUGGUACGCCCGGACACCGCGCACUGGGUCUCAACGAGCAGCUUUAGUCAGCUGUAAGAGUGCAGUUAAUUCCCUCUCUCCAAACAACAAAUCUCUCUCUCUUCACUCUAUCUCUCCCUCUCUCUCUCUCACACUCUCUCUGUCUCUGUCUCUCACACCUGUCACUUUCUCAGAGGUUUAUUAAGCGAUUGCCAUAUUAAUUUUUUGUAGCUGUAGUUUGUUUAGAGAAAGGCGCAAAACAGAUUUUAAGCGAUUUGCCCAAGAUUCUAGUCCGAAAACCUUAUAGACACAUACACGAGUAUAUCAGCGAGCGACAAGGGCAAGCAAAGAGAGCAGCGAGCACAGAGAGUGAGAAGACGCUCUCCAGCGAAUAGCAGUUGAGCGAGAUGGGGACAAGCGAGCGAACCAGGCGCGCAUUUUGUUGUUCUGAAGCGGCUUUACCUUUUGGUUCUUUCCAUUCAUUUCUUCAACAAAAUAGACUGAGAAAUCGAUAAACGAAAAUGCAUUAAACAAACAGAAAUCUAGAGAAGGAAACAAAACAAAUACAAAGAGAGCAAAAGCGUUUGCCAACACUGCCAAGUCAGAGCCACGAGCCAUAUUUCGAAAUUACAAGUAACUUUUAAUCAAACUACCUAAACUAUUAACCUUAACCUAAUACAUAGAGUCACAUUUAAUAUAUUUACAUAUAUAUAUUACGAAGAGACAUACACACACACACACACACACAUACACAUUUCGAAUUCGCCAAGUGCGUUAUGUUUUAGGGUUGUCGCUGCAUCCACAUUGCAGAGAGUGAGCGAGCGAGCGAGCGCACAGUGUUGCAAAACCAUUUGUAAAUUAUUUAAAAACCUAACUUAAGAGCCAGCAUUAUCCAGCACUAAUUUCUUGUAAAUAUUUUUCAAAUUGCGCUUAGUUUGUAAACGACUUUUUUUGUAACUUAUCCUAAAAA